Messenger RNA from Paraglomus brasilianum, 972 nucleotides. The record is from the annotation of a GenBank genome assembly. Lineage: Eukaryota; Fungi; Glomeromycota; Glomeromycetes; Paraglomerales; Paraglomeraceae.
AUGCCCACAACACAAGUCUAUUCAACAUCGCCGACGAGUUACACCUUCCCAACCCUCGACCUGAGCCAGACAUCCAACCUCUCACUUGAAGAUUACAGAUACAUCAAAGACCGGCGCUUCUACGUUGGCGACAACAUCCCAUACUUUCUCCCCAACGACGAGGAGGAAAUAGAACGAUGGCACAUGCUACAUUAUUUGACCCGAUACACAUGGAGAAGCAAUUUCUCUGCUCCAGUUGAGGAGUCGCUGUUCGUCAAGGGAACCAGAAUUUUGGAUGUCGGCUGUGGUUCAGGGACAUGGAUCCUCGAGAUGGCUAAUCUGUACCCCCAAUCCACCUUUAUCGGGGUCGACAUUGCUUCCAUAUUCCCCCCCGAUUCGACCAAACCGCACAAUGCCGGGUUUCUCCAAUGCAACAUUCUCAAUGGUCUUCCAUUUCCUGGCGACACGUUUGACUUUGUUCAUAUCAGAUUUAUGAACUUGGGAUUAACAGAGAGACAGUGGGAGGAUUUGGUUAUCCCCGAACUGGUGCGAGUCGUCAAGACUGGGGGAUGGAUCGAGAUUAUGGAACUAAGUAAUACAUGGGAAAAUGCAGGAGAGAGUACAGAAAAGUUGUUUGAAGCUAAUGACGCCCUCUUUGCUUCUCGCAAUCUCAGUCCCAAUAUCGAACAAAAUCUCGAGCAAUGUUUGAAAUCAUCCGAUAAACUCACAGACAUAUGUAAAGAAGAGCGAAGUACUGCAGUCGGGGCUUGGGGAGGCGCUCUUGGAGAACGGAUGAGCCAAAACAUCCGCCGUUAUGCCAAAUCCUGUAUCCCAGCACUAAGCGAAAUCCUCCAUACCAACCUCGAAGAAUACGAGGCUACUCUUGAAAAUUCUCUCCGCGAAGUCGACGAGAACAAAAAUUCAGUCAGAUCGUAUAGAAUAUAUUUCUUGGCCGCAAAGAGGAAGCUCGAUCUUUUUUAUCAGACCACAUGA